Fusarium verticillioides 7600 is the source of this 486-nucleotide messenger RNA. RefSeq lists its product as hypothetical. The record is from RefSeq and is a predicted model, not a curated record. Lineage: Eukaryota; Fungi; Ascomycota; Sordariomycetes; Hypocreales; Nectriaceae. The coding region runs from base 1 to 486 and encodes 161 amino acids. The transcript has 3 exons.
AUGGGCAUCAGAGACUUCUUCGACAGCCGCUUCUUUGACCACAGCUGGAAGAACAAAGUCUUCAUUCUCCAAGUCGUAACCACCACCAUCGCCUUCAUCCUCGGUAUCGCCAAGGUUGCGACGAAACCAUCAGGUAUCCCGAUGACCAGAUCAGACAUCAUGGCCAUAACAAUGAGUCUCAAAACGUACGCGUUCCUAGCCUACGAAUACCUCACACAAAAGGUCGACAAGUUCAAAAGGUUCGGAAGCCUCAAGGCAAACGCGAUUCUGAACACCAUGGACAUCGUCUUCUGGGCAGUCGUGAUGGGCUUGGCGUUCAACAUGGCUACUCGAAUCUGCAUCGGUGCCAACUGUGCGAUUGGCAUCUUGGUUGGACUGGUGGCGCUGGUUGUUACGUUGGUUAACUUUUGGGCGGCCGUUAUUGCUUGGAAGGAUCGUAAGUACUUCAAGAGCAAUGGUGUUCGGCGUGGACAUGGUGAGAAGUAA